AUGUUUCCACGGGCUGGCAAAGCCAAAGAUGGCAAAAGACCGAACUGGUUUGAACGGCUCAGGGGCAGCUCACAAUCCAAACUGCAGCACCAGCAAGAGCCGCUCGCGCCUCUCAAACCACGACCAGACAUGUCUGAUAUUACAGGCAUAAGUCUAGAGGAAAUAUGCAAAGUGUGCUACAAUCUCGACCCAAGCCAGGCUCCAGCAAGUGGGCCGCCAGUCAAAAAUGGCCCUUCGUUGCUUUCGUGGGCUGCUCGGGAGUACAAUUUACCUGCAGGAUCGUCAGUUGCUAAAAUAACUAUAGAUAAGUCGCAUAUUUUACUCGACUCUGCCCAAGGCUGCUUUUUCUGCGCCAUAAUUUCCACGGCCCUCUCGACGGCGCAGCCUGGAUGGGAAGCCGAAGACACAGUCAUUCGCAUCAAUCUAGCACCAAACGUGCCUGUGACUGUGCAAUUGCAGUAUGGCCAUUAUGGCACUUCCAGUGGUGAUACCAUGGGAUUUGAGGUCCCCAUGCACUUCGAAUAUAUUAUCCAGACUGGGACGCCAAAGCCAACAACAGAGAUAGAAAUAUACCGACCUCGUCUGUGUGGUAGUAGUGGUAAAGCUCCUGACAGAGGGGAGCUCAUUUCUGGCCUUCUAGAGCCUAUGGGCUUUGGUGAAGAGAUAGCAUCCCAUGCUGGUGAUGACACUUGCGUUGAGUUCAUCAAAGAGCAUGUAGAAAACUGCAUCAGAGAGCAUAAUUGUGGAGGGAAUGACGGACAUUCGGCAUUGCCAUUGCUCCCUGAUCGCAUCAUCUGGAUCCAAGGAGGAAACAUAAGGGACAUUCGGCUUGUUGAGCCGAAGAAUACCCGUGCUAAUUACCUUGCUCUAAGCUACUGCUGGGGCUUGGUAACAGCAGAUACAUACCUCACGGACCAGUUUACAGUAGGCUCGAGGAAGACUACUAUAGACUAUAAUGCUCUGCCGCCUCUACUCCAAGAUGUGGUUCGAAUUGCCUGUCUGCUUGGUAUUGAGUAUAUUUGGGUAGAUCGAUUGUGUAUUAUCCAAGGUGACAACAGCGACUUCAAGAAACAGGCUCCCAAGAUGGGUGAUAUAUACGGCAAUGCUACCUUAACAAUUGCUGCGGCCUCUGCCAGCUCCGAGAACGACCAUAUACUGGUUGAACGGGAUGCUAAAUGGAAAUCUUCUGGCAUAAGCCUUACCCUGGAAGGGCUCGGCACUUUGGACUUGAAAACCCGGCGACGAUCACAUAAAUUAGGUACAGAGGAUCAGGGUGGUGAUUAUGGAAGGGUGUCUACACGGGCUUGGGUCUGGCAGGAGAGACUCCUAUCUGCGCGAACCGUGUUUUUUACCUCCCAUGCCCUAAAGUUUGAGUGUCACUGCCACUCUAUCUGGGAAGGCUUUGAUCAAGGUAUAUCCGGUAAUUCUUGGUCCAGCAACCUAGAGAAGGUAUCCAUUGAUUCGUGGCUGGAACUAGUGGAUGAAUUCAUGCGUAGGGACAUAACAUACGCUUCUGAUCGGCUCCCGGCUAUUGCAGCGGUUAUGAAUCGCAUUGAGAAGCGGAAAGGCUGGACAGCUUUUUGGGGUUUAUGGAAACACGCCAUUGUCGAAAGCCUGGGUUGGAAGAGGGAACGCAUCCUUGUGAAGUGA
Molecule: messenger RNA, 1650 nt
Organism: Trichophyton benhamiae CBS 112371
Lineage: Eukaryota; Fungi; Ascomycota; Eurotiomycetes; Onygenales; Arthrodermataceae
Product: HET domain protein, putative
Exons: 3
Coding region: 1-1650 (549 amino acids)
Source: RefSeq, a predicted model, not a curated record